AUGGACCUUCCUAUCGCUCGACAUAGAGCUCUGAAAAUACCAUCCGAGCUAUAUGAAGAGCUUACUUCAUGGUGCAAUAACCCAGAAAUUCAUCACAGUGCUACAUUUACAUCCUUAAAAUGGAGAGAGUUACUCUUAACGCAAAAGUUCGAAGAAAUUCACCUAAGAGAUACGCAAGAGAGGCUAGACGGAGUCCUUCGUGCUUUCAACUGCUACCAAGAUGAUACAACGAUAAAUAUUGCUCGAGUGAACAUAAAGUUUGCAUCCUUUAUUGUCGAAUCCGCGCCUCUAGAGACUGACUCACCGGCGAGUAACGCUGGUAACGAUGGUAACUCUGUUUGCGAUAGUCUGCCAAAUCGCCUAGCAGCUGCCCUCUACAAGCUAUCUGGAAUUCGGCAUCUGACGCUUGACCUCGAGGGCCUCAAUGAAGAUCAGCUCAAAGAUUUGACGAAUCAGAUGAGCAUCGGGAGACUUGUCUGGCCACGUCUCAAAGUCUUAAAGAUCCGUGGCACAGCUGAUGUAGUGAAGAUGAUCAUGAGCCAUUGCGAUCCUGAUGCCCUCAGUGGCCUCCACACCUACACAUGGAUUGAUUCGGAUAUAUUCGAAAAGGCCCGAAGUCUCACUGGCCUCAGUCGACUCCAUCUAUACUAUGACAAGGCCAAUCUCUCACAGCCUACGACGUGGGCUUGCACCGAAAAACAACUCUGGGAUGGCUUGGCACGACUGACUCCAAAACUCAACUGCCUUAUCCUACGCGAGUCAGAAGUCAAAAUUGAAGGCCAACUGUGGUCUCUUGAACAUAUUUUUGUACUGAAAACUGGUAUAAAGAACAUCAUAGAUGGGGCUCAAACAUUGGGACUUCAAUACCUUGCAUUGACGAUGGACAUUCGGCGUUUCGCGGCGCCUCUUAUCCGUGCAUACAUGCAAAUAAAAGUCUCUCAUUCAAAUGAGCUGGAGUGGGAUGAGGUACAGGCAUGGUAUGAGUUAAUUAUCAAAACCAUCAUGCAGGUUGCCCAUUUGAAAGAGGUUUGGAUCUUCUCUCAAGCCGGAGUCGUCUUCAAGGGAGGACGCCCACCCAGAAAGGAAUCCAGGCCUGGGCAAAUUUGUACUAGUGUGGUUAAACUCGACGUGGCCAUGGAAGAGGACGGGUUUCCGUUUGGGAUCACUGAGGAUCUAUAA
This is a messenger RNA of Fusarium fujikuroi IMI 58289, 1179 nucleotides long. RefSeq lists its product as uncharacterized. The record is from RefSeq and is a predicted model, not a curated record. NCBI's taxonomy places the organism in Eukaryota, Fungi, Ascomycota, Sordariomycetes, Hypocreales, Nectriaceae. The transcript has 3 exons. Bases 1 to 1179 code for a protein of 392 amino acids.